Penicillium subrubescens is the source of this 1587-nucleotide messenger RNA. RefSeq lists its product as uncharacterized. Gene Ontology annotation, molecular function: transmembrane transporter activity. The record is from RefSeq and is a predicted model, not a curated record. The transcript has 5 exons. Lineage: Eukaryota; Fungi; Ascomycota; Eurotiomycetes; Eurotiales; Aspergillaceae. The coding region runs from base 1 to 1587 and encodes 528 amino acids. Gene Ontology annotation, biological process: transmembrane transport.
AUGCCUGUCCACAGAACUGAGGAUGGGUUCCCUCCCGGAACAAUCUUGUUAGAAGACCGGAACUCCACUCAAUCGGAGUUGAUUCUGAGCCCAACCCCCACAGAUGACCCAGAUGACCCUCUGAACUGGUCUAAACUUCGGAAAGCAGUCAACUUUGGGCUCACCUGUACAUACGUGCUCUUCACCUUUGUCCUGAUUGAUAUCAACAGUCUCGCAUAUAGUGGUUACAUCAAGGAGCUGGGCCUGACCUACGGAACAUUCAACAUAUCGAGCGGCUGUAACUUUGCAGGCCUUGCAAUUGGAUGUCUCUUGUUGAUUCCUUGUGUGCACAAAUAUGGGCGACGUCCGUUAUAUCUUAUCAGCGCUACCCUACAGCUUGUUUGUGCCAUCUGGUGGGCAAACUUCCAUCGGGCAGGGGAGUUGAUCACCAUCAGUUUUCUGGCAGGUAUAGCAGGCUCAGUCAGUGAGGCAAUUGUGAUAAUCACCGUUGUCGAUUUGUUCUUCGUUCAUCAGCACGCUCGAAUGAACGGAAUAUUCAUUUUCAUGCAAAGCCUUGGCGCUACUGGUGGUCCGGUCAUUGCAGGGUACAUCGUCGUCUCUCUGGGCUGGAGGUGGAUGUGGAAGAUUGUCGCGAUAUUAGUCGGAGUCAACCUUCUUUUCGUACUCUGCUUCUUCGAGGAGUCCAAGUACACCCCUACCCUCGUUGGACACUCGGCUUCCUCAAAGACUACUGAUUUUGUCGAGGACAAGGAAAAGUCCGGCACGACUACAGAGGCACAGCCUGUUUCAUCAAGGGUGACUGUUGACGUCCAACGGAGCCGGAAAUCCAUUCGCCAACGCCUGGCCUUUGUUACAAAGACCGAUAUACCCAUCUUCCAACACUUUUAUCAACCUUUAAUUGUUCUGUUUUCGUUUCCUGCGGUGGCAUUCGCUGCCCUUACCUACGGAUCGAUUCUUUCCUGGUUUUCUGCCAAUGUGUCGGCCGGAUCUUACUUUUUGAUAGCAAACCCAUAUAAUUUCAACGCGGCUCAGAUUGGGUUGUUUCACUUAGGUGGAUUUGCAGGCACUCUUCUAGCCACACUCACAGCACCGCCGUUGAUUGACUGGCUGAUUGUCAGGCUGGCCAAACGGAACGAAGGUAUCUUCGAGCCAGAAAUGCGCCUGUGGAUGAUGUUCCCAGCUGCUGCUAUUAAUUCCGCUGGUUUGAUGCUAUCUGGUAUCGGUCUUGCAAAGGGCUUACAUUGGGCCGUACUAGCCGUUGGAAACGGUAUUUUCGGCUUUGGUUUUAUCAUCACUGCCGACGUUGCUCUCACUUAUCUGACUGAUAGUUAUCCUAAUAUCCUCGGUGAUGCGCUUAUAGCCGUCGUGUUCGUCCGCAAUGGCUUGGCCAUGGUCAUUCGAUUUUCGUUCACUAGCUGGAUCUAUGGCAUGGGUAUUCAGAACACCUUCAUCCUCAUUGGAGUGAUUGCCUUCAUCACUGCAAUUUUACCAGUCUUGUUGAUGAUCUACGGUAAACGGGCUCGCGUGAAGACAGCUUCGAAAUAUAAGGGCUUCGCAUCACGUCAACAGGUUGCAAGGGUCUCAUAA